Cololabis saira (Pacific saury) is the source of this 1448-nucleotide messenger RNA. It is a transcript of the gene psmc3, whose product is annotated as proteasome 26S subunit, ATPase 3. The transcript has 3 exons. Gene Ontology annotation, cellular component: proteasome regulatory particle, base subcomplex. Gene Ontology annotation, molecular function: proteasome-activating activity; ATP hydrolysis activity; ATP binding. The record is from RefSeq and is a predicted model, not a curated record. NCBI's taxonomy places the organism in Eukaryota, Metazoa, Chordata, Actinopteri, Beloniformes, Belonidae. The coding region runs from base 50 to 1333 and encodes 427 amino acids. Gene Ontology annotation, biological process: proteasome-mediated ubiquitin-dependent protein catabolic process.
GAACAAUAAACCAGAGAAGAAGAAGAACACACCGCCACACACAGCAAAGAUGGCGUCGCUGAGUGACAAAUCAGUUUGGGACGAGGUGGAGGAUGGCAUCGGCGAGGAGGUGCUGAAGAUGUCCACGGAGGAGAUCGUCCAGCGGACCCGGCUCCUCGACAGCGAGAUCAAGAUCAUGAAGAGCGAGGUGCUCCGCGUCACCCACGAGCUGCAGGCCAUGAAGGAUAAAAUCAAAGAAAACACGGAGAAGAUCAAGGUGAACAAAACCCUGCCCUACCUGGUCUCCAACGUGAUCGAGCUGCUGGACGUGGACCCCAACGACCAGGAGGAGGACGGGGCCAACGUGGACCUGGACUCCCAGAGGAAGGGGAAGUGCGCCGUCAUCAAGACCUCCACCCGCCAGACCUACUUCCUCCCGGUGAUCGGGCUGGUGGACGCGGAGAAGCUGAAGCCCGGGGACCUGGUGGGGGUGAACAAGGACUCCUACCUGAUCCUGGAGACCCUGCCCACCGAGUACGACUCCAGGGUGAAGGCCAUGGAGGUGGAUGAACGACCCACAGAGCAGUACAGCGACAUCGGCGGCCUGGACAAGCAGAUCCAGGAGCUGGUGGAGGCGAUAGUGCUGCCCAUGAACCACAAGGAGAAGUUCGAGAACCUGGGCAUCCAGCCGCCCAAAGGGGUGCUGAUGUACGGCCCGCCCGGCACCGGGAAGACCCUGCUGGCCCGAGCCUGCGCCGCCCAGACCAAGGCCACCUUCCUGAAGCUGGCGGGGCCGCAGCUGGUGCAGAUGUUCAUCGGAGACGGAGCCAAGCUGGUGAGAGACGCCUUCGCCCUGGCCAAGGAGAAAGCCCCGUCCAUCAUCUUCAUCGACGAGCUGGACGCCAUCGGAACCAAGAGGUUCGACAGCGAGAAGGCGGGAGACCGAGAGGUGCAGAGGACCAUGCUGGAGCUGCUCAACCAGCUGGACGGCUUUCAGCCCAACAUGCAGGUCAAGGUGAUUGCUGCCACCAACAGAGUAGACAUCUUGGACCCUGCUCUGCUUCGUUCUGGUCGUCUGGACAGGAAGAUCGAGUUCCCCAUGCCCAACGAAGAGGCCAGAGCACGCAUAAUGCAGAUUCACUCCCGUAAGAUGAACGUCAGCCCUGACGUCAACUAUGAGGAGCUGGCCCGCUGCACAGACGACUUCAACGGCGCCCAGUGUAAAGCCGUCUGCGUGGAGGCCGGUAUGAUCGCCCUGCGCCGCGGGGCUACAGAGCUCAACCAUGAGGAUUACAUGGAGGGAAUCCUGGAGGUCCAAGCCAAGAAGAAGGCUAACCUUCAGUACUAUGCCUAAGGACACUGACUGUGUCCAUGUUUGUGUGAGCGUGUCUUUGAUUAUUACAGCAGUUGUUGAGUAAACACUUGUUACUAAAACUGAUCUUGGGUUAAUAAAGUGAAUAAAAGUAAAA